AUUCAUUACAAAUUAGAUAAAAAUAAGUCAACAAAAAGUUAUAUUUCGUAAACAACGAUAUGUUUAAACGGAAAGCAAAGAAACCCAAAGUGAAGAUUACUGUCUCUCCGGACUACCCGUUGCCGCCGGAGUUGAGACAAGACAACUGCGGAACACAUCCUUACGUUCGGGGCCUCACAUCCCACCGAUGGGCCGAUGAGCGCAGGCAUCGACUCCAUCACCCGAAUAUGAUGUUCGCCACCUUGUUCAUUUGUUUUUGUCGGGAUACGUACGGCUUCCUAAUGCCGCUGGACAAACAACUGGCCACUUAUAUCGGCGAUUAUCCAUAUUUUCUCAACGUUAAAGCACAGUUAAAUCUUGGUGUAGUGGCGUAUAGUGGAAUGGCCAUGCUUACUCUAAUUUAUUACAGGUAUUUGUAUCACAUUAAGAGAUACCCCUUCCCGGAGGCGCCCAUACGUCUAAUGGCGGGCGCAGUAACUCCCAGGAGUGUAGGACUGAUCGAUGAGGCGGUUAUCAUAGAGAUGUGCAAAUCGGCCAAAUUCUGGUUCCAUCACACGAAACGUAACACUAAUAUCGUUGGUUUGGCCGCAUUUGUCAUAUGUUUUGCACCCGUCCACUUUGGCACAGGCGACUGGACACUGUUUCCCAUAUACUUUCCGUGGGGUUUUAUUAACGGAAUUGGCGCGUAUGAAACAGACCCGGCUUAUGAUUAA
Molecule: messenger RNA, 713 nt
Organism: Medioppia subpectinata
Lineage: Eukaryota; Metazoa; Arthropoda; Arachnida; Sarcoptiformes; Oppiidae
Source: the annotation of a GenBank genome assembly